This is a messenger RNA of Brassicogethes aeneus, 1715 nucleotides long. NCBI's taxonomy places the organism in Eukaryota, Metazoa, Arthropoda, Insecta, Coleoptera, Nitidulidae. The record is from the annotation of a GenBank genome assembly.
UUGAAAUAAAGGGAAUCAAACUCACACAAUCAAACAUGAUAACUUUAAAUGUGUAAUCAUGAAAAAAAUUGAACUUUAUUCUCCGAUAAUCGAUAACCGUUUCUAGUGAAUUUCUAACUUUACUUGUAUCAGUUAAUUGAGUGCCAAAUUCUGAAAAAUGAGGUUCGUUUUUUUGUUUUGUCUUUUGUUUUUUGCAAACUUUGAAAACAGCUUUGCGUGGAAAACAUUCCACAAUGGUAGAACUGUUGGUGGUAAUUUGGGUGAGCCACAUCACAACAAUUUCAUGAAAAAUGAUAUCAACGAUUUUGAACGGUGGUUUUCACAAAAUUUGGAUCAUUUCAACCCUACAGAAGAAACUAAAUGGCAGCAACGUUAUUUUGUAAAUGAUGAGUUUUUCGAUAAUAAAGCAAGAAAUGUUGUUUUCCUACAAAUUGGUGGAGAAGGUGAGGCAUCAGACAAGUGGAUGACACAAGGGGCCUGGAUUGACUAUGCCAAGGAAUAUAAAGCACUUUGUUUUCAAUUGGAGCAUAGGUUUUAUGGAAAAAGUCAUCCAACACGUGAUUUAAGUGUUAAAAAUCUUCAAUAUUUAACCAGUCAACAAGCUUUGGCUGAUUUAGCUGUAUUUAUUGAAAAAAUAAAUGUACAAUACGAACUAAGUCCAGAUGUGAAAUGGAUUGCUUUUGGGGGAUCAUAUCCUGGUUCUUUGGCUGCCUGGUUAAGACAAAAAUACCCACACUUGGUGCAUGGAGCAAUGUCUGCCAGUGGACCACUUUUGGCUCAAUUGGAUUUUAAAGAUUACUUUAGAGUAAUAAAUGAAGACCUUAAAACAACCAGUGAAGAAUGUUUUAAAGCAGUUCAACAAGGCACCCAACAAAUCAAUACUCUUCUCAAACACAUGGUAGGACAAAGAAAACUAAACAAGCUAUUUAAUUUGUGUGAUCCACUAGAAAAAACUAUUAAUAACCCAAUGGAUAUCUCGAACUUUUUCGAAACAUUAGCAGGAAAUUUCGCUAACAUAGCUCAGUACAAUAAAGAUAACAGGAUUGGUAAAAGUGCAACAGGGAAUAUUACACUGGAUACUUUAUGUAAUAUUAUGAUCAAUCAGACAAUUGGACCUCAAGUACAUCGUUUAGCCGUUGUGAAUGAACUUACUUUGGAAGCCUAUGAUCAAAAGUGUUUGGAUUAUAAGUAUGAUAAUAUGAUAGAGGAUUUGAGGAAUGUGAGUUGGGACAGUGAACAAGCAGAAGGAGGUCGUCAAUGGACAUACCAAACAUGCACUGAAUUUGCAUUUUUCCAAAGUUCUGCUUACGAGCCGCAACUAUUUGGCAACAAUUUUCCUGCCAGCUUUUAUGUGCAGCAAUGCGAAGAUAUUUUUGGACCGAAAUUUAACGAAUCCUACAUUGGCCGCGCCAUAGAAAGAACAAACACACUGUAUGGUGCUUUGGACAUUCAAGUGGACAAUGUUGUUUUUGUGCAUGGGUCCGUUGAUCCAUGGCAUGCCCUGGGAAUCACAGAAACAAAACUUGCCAAAGCCCCUGCUAUUUAUAUUGAAGGUACCGCCCAUUGUGCUAACAUGUAUCCCCCUAAGGACGAUGAUUUGCCACAGUUAAAAGCAGCAAGAAAGGAAAUUAAGAAAUUAAUUGGAACCUGGUUGCAGCAAUGAUUUUAAAUGUAUUUAAAUUUAUUAAUUUAAUAAAUUUUGUUUAUUAAACCAA